CAACAAACACAGCUACACACACAAACACUUUCAUACCAAAUAAAGCUGUUUUGCAAGCAGUUUCUCUCACACCUUGACGUGCACACACAAAAGAAGCAAGUGCACAAAGCCACUCUUGGAAUGUACCGCUUACUCUUCCCAUGAAAUUCAACUGCUUCCUUUAUUUUUCUGAGAUUCUCUACAGGCCUUGAGAAAGCUGAUUUUAUUAGAUUUUUUCCCUUCUUCCCAAUUUAAACAAGGAUUAAAAAGGUUGGGAAUUUCAAUUUGCAGUGUUUUUGGAGGACAACUUUAGAGGACAGCUGAUUGCUAAUUUUUUUCCUUCUUUUUCUGGAUCUGUGAUACAUCUGGGGAUAGCAGAUUAGUUUAUCUGCAAAUAUUUAGUGUCUUUAACCUUUAUAGUUUUAGUAGGACCCAGUUUAACAUACAUUUUAUUACCUCGCAGGCUGGGAAGCAUCUAUUACAGUUAUUCAGCACUUCUUGAACACUUAAGAAAUAGAUGUAACAAGUGUAUAACUAGCAAGUUACAACCACUGAUUGCAUUUUGUAGCUUGUAAAGAUUGUAAUGAAGUUACUUCUAGAAAGUCACUACUCGUUUUAAAGUACAAGUAACUUGAAUUGAGGAGUAUUAGGAGUAGUAUUGUUUUUGUACUGUAGUAUUGUUAGAAGGGGUGCGCUUGUUUUCCUGUUGCUUGCAUGCCCUCCAACAUGCCUCCCCAGAACACAGAGGCUGACACCAUGCAGGUCGGAUCUCUGGUGGGUGGGGUUAGCAGCAAAAACUCCACCGCAUCAGGCUUGGAUGAGGAGAAAGGAGGAGCAGGAGGCGAGACGGAUGGAUUGGGAGGCGGAGGCGGAGCGGCAGAAGGAGGCCGAGGAGGAGAGGAAUCUGCUAGCGAAGGAUCGAUCGAAGGGAUUCCUUUAAAGCGAUGGGUGAUGCACGGAGCCGUGAUGUUCGGUCGGGAGUUCUGCUACGCCAUGGAGACAGCGCUGGUGACGCCUGUGCUGCUGCAAAUAGGUCUUCCAGAGCAGUACUACAGUCUGACGUGGUUCCUCAGUCCAGUUCUUGGACUCUUGUUCACUCCUCUGAUCGGCUCGGCCAGUGACCGCUGCACUCUGCGAUGGGGCAGGAGGAGACCGUUCAUCCUGGCUCUCUGUAUAGGAACACUGAUUGGAGUGGCUCUGUUUCUGAAUGGAUCACUGAUAGGUCUGUCACUCGGUGAUGAGCAGGGGAGACAACCAAUAGGGAUUGUUCUUACUGUGCUGGGUGUGGUGGUGCUGGACUUUUGUGCGGAUGCCACAGAGGGACCAAUCAGAGCAUACCUGUUAGACGUGGCAGACACAGAGGAGCAAGACAUGGCACUGAAUAUCCACGCCGCCUCUGCAGGUCUAGGCGGCGCAGUCGGCUACGCGCUUGGAGGUUUGGACUGGACGCACACGUUCCUCGGAGCAGUCUUCAAGUCGCAGGAGCAGAUCCUCUUCUUCUUUGCAGCCAUCCUCUUCUCUGUCUCCGUGGUGCUGCAUCUCUUAAGUAUCGAGGAGCAACAGUACUCGCCACAACACGACAGGCUCGAGCAGGAAAGUCUGGAUCCUGCCCACCUUCAAACAUCGGCCAAUGGCAGGGCUGGACUUCUCGGCGCCAAAUUAGAAAUGAUCGGUGAGGAUGAUACGGUAGAGAGCUACGACCUCUAUGACCCAUACGAAGAUGACCAGUCAGAGCAUGGAGACAUGGACUUCCUAGAGGCGGAGCUUGUGAGAAGUAAAAGCGAUAGCGUCCUCGCCAUGGCAGACGCAACCCUCGAUCACCUCGACCACGAUGCGAUGUUCUUGUGCCACAUAGAGCCUUCCAUCUUCGCCGAUCACCUCUCGCCCUAUCACGGCUCACCCUCCACGACCGCUUCCUUCUUCAACCCCAAUCGCAGCACCCCACCCCCCCGAUUCGCCAGCAUCAGACGCAGCAGCAGCACGGGAAGUCAAGACUUCCUCCGCCCCCAAAACAGCAGUAAUCAAAUGAAUGUUACCACCCCCAGGAUUUCCCGCCUCUCAGCUUUCCUGCAAGAAAUGGAAAACGACGACGGGCAGGAGGCGCUGCUGAACAACCAACUCAACGAGCAGCGGACGCUGAACGGGCGGCUGUUAGCCAGCGUUACUAAUACUGACAGACUUGGCACUAACAGGCUGAGCUCCAAAGGACAGGCACACCGUGCUGGAAUGGUCAAAGCUGCCAGUACUGGAGCUCCUAUGAGACAGUCACGCCACCGCCACACCUUCUACCGCCAGCCGUCCUGCACUUUUUCUUACUACGGCCGCGUGGGUAAUCAUCGUUACCGCUACCGCCGAGCCAAUGCAGCUUUUCUCAUCAAGCCGUCCCGCAGCAUGAAUGACCUGUACGAAGUGGAGGCCAGGCACAGGAGGAGGAACAGGCAGAGGAACAGACACCGCAGCGGGAACACCAACUCCUCCAGCGGGGACACGGAGAGUGAAGAGGGCGAGGUUGAGACCACCGUGCGCCUGCUGUGGCUCUCCAUGCUAAAGAUGCCCCAGGAGCUGCUGCGGCUUUGUGCCUGUCACCUGCUCACCUGGUUCUCCAUCAUUGCAGAGGCGGUCUUCUUCACCGACUUCAUGGGACAAGUCAUCUACCACGGAGAUCCUAAAGCUCCUUCUAACUCGACCUUAUUGGAUAACUAUCACAAAGGAGUUCAGAUGGGAUGCUGGGGCCUGGGUAUAUAUGCCAUGACUGCAGCUACAUGUUCAGCUAUUCUUCAAAAAUAUCUCGACAACUUUGACUUGAGCAUUAAGGUUAUCUACAUCCUGGGUACACUUGGAUUCUCCAUAGGAACUGCAGUCAUGGCAAUUUUCCCUAAUGUGUACGUGGCCAUGGUGAUGAUCAGCAGCAUGGGCAUCAUCUCCAUGAGUAUCUCCUACUGUCCUUAUGCUCUACUGGGACAAUAUCACGAAAUGAAAGCGUAUAUCCAGCACAGUCCUGGCAACUCUCGCAGAGGCUUUGGCAUCGACUGUGCCAUCCUGUCCUGUCAGGUGUACAUCAGCCAGAUAUUGGUGGCCUCAGCUCUGGGUUCUGUAGUGGAAGCUGUUGGCAGCGUUCGUGUCAUUCCCAUGGUGGCCUCUGGGGGCUCCCUCCUUGGAUUCUUUACUGCCUGCUUCCUGGUUAUUUAUCCAACUCCAAACAACGGGGACGGGGAAUCAGCCAAAGCUUCAGAGAAACGGACUUUGCCAUCGCUGGAAAAUCCCAAUAGCGGCGAAGGGGCUGUUACCGUAGUGAUUGAGAAACCCAGCUUCCUGAAACUCAACAAGGAGGGGAAGGCCACCAGCACUACUGCUUCCUGUCAGGUGGAAAAUGAGUCUGCUCUGUGAUUGGCUGACUGCGCCGACAGACACUUUGCUGCAGAAACAACUUGAUUUGUUAUUGCUGAUGGAAAAGACUCGAAGGUGUGCCUUGAUGUCCACUCUUGGCGUUUGUUCUGGCUUUAACAGGGUUUUUAUUUUUUAUUUUUAAUGUCACACUGAAGAAAACAUCACAGUCUACCGUGGGACCAGCGUCACAUUAGACCAACUUACCCAACAAAAGUCAUUCUGGUCCCAGUGCCACUUCAGCUGUUGACGAAGUUCCUUCCACUUAUCCCUUACGGACUUUUGAUCAAUCCGUCAGGGUCGUCCAGGAUUGAGUAAUUAAUUGGCCGUCGUUUUAAGGAGAGGUUGUCUCCUGUCUCUCAGGGCCUCUAGGAGGUGCUACUGAGCAGCCACCUGGACAGGAAACUUCAGGGGACUCACAUACAUACUCACACACUCACAUUUCCUCAUCUAAGUUCAACACAAUCGAAUGAACACCCUAAUAAUGAACUCUAUUGAUGAACAUUAGUCCUUGAAGCUGCAAUCAUUACAAAAUGCUGAAAAUCGUUCUUCCGCACUGUGGAGUCAGGUUGAUUGAGUUUUUGCUUCGUGAUGUGGACGCUGAUUUACGAGAAUGUGUGUGUCUGCUGACUUAAAACACCAAAACAACCCCAACAACACAGUCGGCUUUGCGGGACAUUGCAGCGACACUAGCUUUAAGACUCUAAAGACUUUUGGAAGUGGCAUUUUUUGAAAUCGCAAGCCCGAAGCCUGGUUCCUGGGGAAUUGGUUGACCAUAAAAUUGAUGCUGUUGCCCUCUUUCAUAUGGCAGGACUGACAAAAUCUUUAAUUCAGCCUUCAACGCGGGGGAAAGAGGACAAUAAUCCAGAGGAUCUGCUCAGAAAUAUUGAGCAUGAGAAUAAAGUCGCAUGUAUAUCGAACGAUAAAACGACAGUCAAAACAUACGCAUGUUUACCGGGUGAAAUUCGACAAGCGUGAAAGUAAGAGCCUAGAUGCAGUGUGUGCAGUAUAUGGGGCAUUACAAUCAAAUAUUGUUUUCAAGAUUUAGUGAGGAACCACAGUGAUGUUUCUGUUUGUUUUGACUAAUCAAACUAACCUAUGCUGCAUGUUAGACUAGCUGAGGAGCGACAAACCAAACACCAGAGAGGAAGAGAAAAAGGAAACCGAGUUGUUCUCCUUUUCUUUACUUUUUCGCUUAUUUUUUUGUUUGUUUGUUUUAAAAAAGAUACUGUCAGCAUAAAGUUUGCCACUCACUGCACAUUGUUGGAAAAGAAAUGUCACAAGGUUCAGCUAGAACAGCGUUACCUUUUGGAUUUGGGGUUCUAAUAUUUUUUUAUGGAUGCUAAAUUUUAUGGAAAUGUUUAAAAAAAGGCAAACAAAUCUCCAUUGUGUUGACAGGAGUCAUUUAUGACAACAGUUUAAGGCUUGUUGCGUAAGCUUCAAGAGAAGGUCAUAGCCCUGUUGUGGGUCUUUCCACAUCACCAAAAGAAGAACAGAGUAGAUUCUAUAUUUUUCAAAGCAGACCCGGACCCGGUUUUAAGCUCUGUAACUUUCACAGAACAAAAGAUAGCACCAAGAAUUUAGAGUUUCACUAAUUUUGAUUGAAGUGUUGUGACAUUUAUUUUACAAUACAGUCAAAAGGCUUUGGGAAAAAUGGUUAAAUCUGCUACGGUAGCCACAGCAAAGGAAGCAAAACUGCCGAGUUUAGCAAUCCUUAAAGCCGGGAUAGAUACGAAGACCUUGAUGACUGAGUGUGCGAUGACGUUAAACGAUCUUAAUCUUCUGAAUGUUUCUUUAGCUGAUUAUGCUGGACAUGUAAAAAGUCAUUUUAAAGUGUUGUGUUGUUUGUGCCCCGAUAAAUCAGGCCUUUAGUUGCAAUAAGGACCCUUGUUGAUCAGAGUACUGUGCAGAGCUUGUGCAGGCUGAGCAGGGUUGUUGGUGGUGGUGCAUAUUUUUGGGUCAGUUUUCCUUUCAUUUCAAUCAGCUGAAGCAAGCAGCUUGAAGGGAAACAAAAUGUAAAUUGCAGUGGGGGUGGUGACUAAAUGGAAAGAACUGUUUGUAUGUAUGAACGUAUGUAAAGCAUUUAGUGGAAAAGGUGUUUUUAUUUUGGGGUUUUUUUUCAACUUGAGCGACUUUAGAAGAGAAUUCAGAGGAUGGUUUUUUUGGAGGGGGGGAUGUGUUUGUGAUUUUUCACUCAUGUGCAAAGUUUAACAUUUCCUUCCAUACUUUCAGGUACAUUGAAUCAGAGAGUAAGAUAAAACGUUGCUAAGAUUGGAUGUUUUAAAAAACGGCCCCCUGCAGCCAUUAGCGCAAUAAAAUAUUCUGAAUAAACAUAAAAAAAUAAUUUAAAAAAUCAACUUUGGGGUUAUGGAGCUUUGCAUGCGACGACAACGAUAUGCAUGUUCAGAACACCAAAGUAUGACUGUACAAAUCACUCGAGCUCUUUUCUUUAAUCGUAAUAGGUCAGGGAUGUAUUUUCUAAUGCACGGCUGGAUGUUUGUGUCUUUUUGUUUUCGUUUGAACUUAAACGUGUUAAAAAAAAAGAAUUAAUCGCAACAUGUACUCUUUAAGCUGAAGCAUUGUGCUUGGUCUGGGUCAGUACACUCCUAACAGGUGAGCGAGUUUUAAACAUCCACUUUAUCACUUUUCAAGCUGGAAAGUGAAGAAAUGUGUUACAGGAUGAGACGUCCUUCAUUACAAGUGUAGGUUAGAGACUCCUGGCCGUGAAUACUUGAAGUGCAACUAGAGUGUUUCUGUUCCAAUGCAGUGAGGAAGUAGUUGAUUUUAUGGGGAAGGGGGG
Molecule: messenger RNA, 6163 nt
Organism: Pundamilia nyererei
Lineage: Eukaryota; Metazoa; Chordata; Actinopteri; Cichliformes; Cichlidae
Gene: slc45a4a
Product: solute carrier family 45 member 4a
Exons: 14
Coding region: 694-3366 (890 amino acids)
Biological process (GO): transmembrane transport
Cellular component (GO): membrane
Molecular function (GO): sucrose:proton symporter activity
Source: RefSeq, a predicted model, not a curated record